Aspergillus melleus is the source of this 1215-nucleotide messenger RNA. Its product is annotated as ankyrin repeat domain-containing protein. The record is from RefSeq and is a predicted model, not a curated record. The coding region runs from base 1 to 1215 and encodes 404 amino acids. The transcript has a single exon. Gene Ontology annotation, molecular function: protein binding. Lineage: Eukaryota; Fungi; Ascomycota; Eurotiomycetes; Eurotiales; Aspergillaceae.
AUGAAUCUGACCCUGUCCACUAAAUUGAAUUGGGAGCUAUGCCUGGAAGACAUUGCUCGGCAGAAAAUCCCCUCUCUGCAUUGGGCCGUUCGGCAUACAGCGCUCGACCUCUUUGAGAAGCUGCUCAGCUCCGGGACCGAUGUGAACACAGUGCACCGGCGAAGUACCCCGCUAAUUGAAGCAGCCACCCUGGGCUCUUCCGACAUCCUCAUGAGGCUUCUAUCGCAUCCACAAGUUGAUAUAAAACAACACGAACAGGGUAGGAAGGCGUUGUGGAUGGGGGUAAAGAACAAUUACCCUUCAGUUGUGCAAGGCCUGCUCUGUAGCAACAGUGUUGAUGCCAAUUUCUUUUGUUUCCACAGAGGGAAAUUCACGGCACCGCUCACCUACGCGGUUACCUACCAUGGUUGUGAGAUCGUGGAGACCCUUCUUGCCGACCGUCGAACCGACCCCAACAUUCGGCGCAAAGAUACGCCAGCACCAUUUUUUUACGCCAUGGUAAACAGGAGCUUGUGUCUCGUCCAUCGCCUGAUUUCUGAUGAAAGGUUCGAUGUGACGGUCUGCUGUUCUUGUGGCGGCAACCCACUCCAUCAUGCUGCCGAGACAGGGUGUCUCCAAAUUCUGCAGACCCUCCUGUCGGACUUCGAAACCGACAUAAAUGCACGGGAUUUAAAUGGAUCGACGGCUCUUAUCUAUGCAGCCGCAGAAGGACAUGAAUCUCUUGUCCAGGAGCUUCUUUCACAUGACCUCGACAUCAAUCAUCGCGAUCAUGGAGGUCGCACCGCCUUGUGGUGGGCAACGCAUAACGGGCACGAAUGGGCGGCCCGAUGUCUGUUGGCACGGAGUGGCAUCCAGGUUAAUGCGAUUGGAGAGGAUGGGUCCACCUCUCUUCACCAUGCUGUUGAUUGGGGAUCGGCCACGCUGAUCAACCUCCUGCUGGCACACCGAGACAUCAAUGUAAACGUGUCAGAUGAUCAUGGACGCACGCCUCUCUGGUGGGCUGCCUACCACGGUAACGGAAGGGCUGUGGGAUAUCUACUUCAAGACAGUGGGGCAAAGGUCGACAUCCGAGAUCGUUGGCAGCAGGGACCACUUGAGGUCGCUAGAGAACAUGGGCAAUAUUACGUCUGGCUUCUGCUUCGAGUCUCAUUGAUAGACGUGAGGCUCCUCUGUGUUCUCUACAUCAUUGUCGCUUUUUUCUUUCUCUUCAUCUAA